This is a messenger RNA of Scomber scombrus (Atlantic mackerel), 1776 nucleotides long. RefSeq names its product transmembrane protein 11 (gene tmem11). Gene Ontology annotation, cellular component: mitochondrial inner membrane. Lineage: Eukaryota; Metazoa; Chordata; Actinopteri; Scombriformes; Scombridae. Bases 2 to 565 code for a protein of 187 amino acids. The transcript is spliced from 2 exons. Gene Ontology annotation, biological process: inner mitochondrial membrane organization. The record is from RefSeq and is a predicted model, not a curated record.
CAUGGCGUCGCUGGGAAGGAGGCGCGGUGUCCCAGUAAGCAGGGAGAGGGGAGUGAUGGCGGCGACAGACUGCUACAUUGUGCACGAGAUCUACAACGGCGAGAAUGCACAGGACCAGUUUGAGUAUGAGCUGGAGCAGGCACUGGAGGCCCAGUACAAAUACAUUGUUAUCGAGCCCACACGCAUCGGAGAUGAGACGGCCCGUUGGAUUACAGUGGGCAACUGCCUGCACAAGACGGCUGUGUUGUCAGGUGCUGCUUGCCUCCUGACGCCACUUUCACUGCCCGUUGAAUACUCGCGUUAUGUGGCGUUGCCCGCCGGCGCCCUCAGUGUUGCCUGUGCUGCCCUCUACGGGAUUUCAUGGCAGUUUGACCCCUGCUGCAAGUACCAGGUGGAAUAUGACAGCCAAAAACUCUCGCGGCUGCCCCUGCAUACGCUGACCUCCUCCACGCCCGUGGUAUUGGUACGCAGGGAUGACGUCCACAGAAAGAGACUCCAUAAUACGAUAGCACUGGCGGCCCUGGCGUACUGCGCCAAGAAGAUCUACGAACUCUAUGCGGUAUGAGAGCGCUCUGAAGAGGAUUUAAGAACCAAUGGAGAAAAAGGAAAAAACAAAGAAAAAAAACAGAACCUAUCCACCCCCACAUGUAAGAAAAGUGGAAGUCAUGAUCAGGCCCAGCAGUUAGCUCCACACACAUGGUGGGUGCUUCCAUUUUGAACUUUGAUCAGAGGGAUAUAGUUAAAACUAGAAGGAAUUGUUUUUUCCCUUGCAUUUCCUUUACUUCUAUGUGACGACAACAACAGCACACCUAUCUCUGUAGUACCCUUGCGCCUCCUUCCCUGUGCCCUCCACCUGCAUCCUUCACACACAUGAAGCUCGUGCACAAGGGUAUGGCAGCAGUUCCUCUGGACUGACUCGUGUUGCGGUUGAGACGGACAGACAUGUUUUGAGUACCAAGCUCUUUACCCGUUCCCUCGUAGUUUUACUGUACCCCUUUGUUGCUGAUCAGUACAUCACCCUUUCAUUAAACAUUAGGAUAUUUUAAACUCACUUUUCUGUAUUUUAUUUUACUUUUUUUCAUUAAAUGGAUUCUAAAUGAUGUCCAGAAAAGAGCAAAUAACUGCAACUUAUUUGAGAUUGUGUCCUGUUCAUGUAGAUUUUCUUGUUCAGAAGAAUGCAAGUAAGAUCGUGUGUGACAGUGAUUGUGGCUCAAUGUUCUCUUUUCAAACACUAAAAAGACUAACUUUUGAGAAGUCCCAUUUCACACAUGUAGAGGUUAAAUCCUUCCCAUAAUGUAUAUUAUAUUAACAUCAAGUCAAACCCUGAUAAUAGAAAUUUAAAUAUCGACACGUUUUGACACUACAAUGAGUAAUUACACAGCAAAUUCUAAAUUCAGACACAUUAAUGUUUAUCCAGUGGUGUGUGUGCUGUUCAGCAGUUUCAAGAUUUUGGGUCCCAGAACGAGUACUGCUCAUGAGAUGAAGUGAAGGAUGAGUUGUAAGAUGUGUAACGAUAUUCAGUUGAAUAUUUCAGACAUGAAAAAUAAAUGAAGAUUGCAAUGCAGACAUUCCUCUUUAAGGCAUGUCUGUUCAUAAAGAGUUUGCUAGAGAUGAAAGUUUGGUGUAAAUCCCUCAACAGAUUUUACAGUGUGUCAGACAUUAAAUCCAUCUGUAAUUUUAAAGGUUUGAACAUUCUGGAGGUGUUUCAGUAAAUGUCAUCAAUCAUUGUGCCAACAGGCCACUCUGAUAGGUAGGAAUUAAUCACAUAAAUAUUAA